Messenger RNA from Spinacia oleracea (spinach), 681 nucleotides. RefSeq lists its product as uncharacterized. The transcript has a single exon. NCBI's taxonomy places the organism in Eukaryota, Viridiplantae, Streptophyta, Magnoliopsida, Caryophyllales, Amaranthaceae. The record is from RefSeq and is a predicted model, not a curated record. Bases 1 to 681 code for a protein of 226 amino acids.
AUGCUGAUAUUGGACACACCGCCAACGAGUGCGUCGCAUUCAGAAGAGAAGUUGCCUACUGGCGUCGUCGACAAAGACACUUCUAACUCCUGUUCUAAACCUCCUCCCCCUCCUCCUCAUACCUCAAUUGUUAACUUUAUUGCUGGAGGAUCUGAUGUUUGUGGUUUGAUUUAUUCUGCAGCUAAGCAACACGCUCGCGAGAACGGGACAGACAAAUCCGCGAGGGCAGCAGCUGCUGAAAACGUAACCUCUAUAUUCUUCGACGAAUCAGAUGUUGAGAACAUCUCUAGCAGACAUCAUGAUGGGCUAGUAAUAUCCAUCCCUGUCGGGAACUGUAUGGUUAGGAGAGUCCUCGUCGACAAUGGAAGCUCCACGAACGUCAUGGUGUUGGAAGCACUCAAGGAGAUGGGACUCAACCCGGAGAAGGACGUCAUCAAGAAGUCGGCGGUUCUAAUAGGGUUUAGCGGUGAAACAAAAAUUACCUUUCGAGAAGUCACCCUACCCGUCUACGCUCAAAGGAUCAACCAACAGGUAAAGUUUUGUGUUAUUAAUUGUCCCUCAUCUUACAACAUUAUCUUGGGCAGGCCAUGUAUUCAUGACAUGAAGGCCAUCCCCUUAACUUACCACCAAACCAUCAAGUUCCAAACUCGGUGUGGAGUUCAAGAAAUCAAGGGGGAUUAA